Molecule: messenger RNA, 1322 nt
Organism: Agelaius phoeniceus (red-winged blackbird)
Lineage: Eukaryota; Metazoa; Chordata; Aves; Passeriformes; Icteridae
Gene: LDLRAD1
Product: low density lipoprotein receptor class A domain containing 1
Cellular component (GO): plasma membrane
Molecular function (GO): protein binding
Source: RefSeq, a predicted model, not a curated record
AUGAAUAAAACUCAUCCCCAGAAAAGUAAAGUUUGUGUGGCUGUGGGAUUCUGUAAAUGCCUUUUAUCCCUUUCCUUCCAGAUAAACGGUGAUGUAGCUACUUUUGGUUCAACAGAGUCCUUCUCUGGAAAAAGAGGCUGCUGCCAUCCCUGUGGUGCCCGUCCUGGCUGCACACAGAGGCCCCUCUGCAUCUCUGCCCUGGCGCUGCUCGUCCUCGCAGCCGCCGUGGCCUCGGCGGUGGCAGCCCUGGCACUCCUGCCACGGGCACCAGAGAACCGCCUCUGCACAGCCCCUAAUAACAGGACAGGCUUCUUGUGUGACGACAGAGUGACUUGUGUCCCAGCCAGCUGGGUCUGUGACAGAGUCAGCAACUGCAGGAACGGAGAGGAUGAGCAGGAGCAGCUCUGUGGUGACUUGCCCCACAGCCUCCCAGGGUACCUGGUUUUCUACUGCAGCAACCCCAGAUCCUGGGUUUAUGCUGACCAGAGGUGUAAUGGGAUGAAUGACUGUGGGGACUGCUCUGACGAGUCCUGGAGCUCGGCUGCCUGUCCCCCGUGUGGGCAGGAGUGGUGGAGCUGCAGCCCCGUGCACUUCGAGUUCUGCUCCUGCAUCCCCCGGAGGCUGUGCCGGGAUGGCAUCCAGCACUGCCUGGGCUGGUCCGACGAGUUCCUCUGCCCAGCCUGAAUCCUGGUGCCCAUCCCUGCUGGGGACAGCAGGGUGCUUCCCACACCUCACCCUGGAGCCUCGGCUCCUGCCCUGCCGCCUGCUUGGGAAGCUCCGGCCCGAGCAAAUCCCCCUCACAGCACAGUGACAGCGACAAAUCCCCCUCACAGCGCAGUGACAGCGAGCAGGGCCUGUGGCAGCCCUCGGCUGGACGCUGGCUGUGGGACAGAUGCCAGGAGGCUGAGCCAUGUCAAGGUGACAUUUCCUUCAUGGGCAGCACUGACUCGAUGCUGGGCUGGAGAGGCUUCACCAGCCAUGGCUGGCACAGCCCUGGGUCAGGGCUUCCUCCUCUCUGGACAGCCCGGGGCCUCAGCAGGCCGCCACACUGAGAGCAGCAGGAGCUGAGUGAGGUGAGGUGAACACACCUUCACAGUCCUGAUCUUCACUGCUUCUUCUGUUUGUGUUCAGAACUCAUCUGCAGGUGCUUUCAGCAGUGACUUUGAGGGCUCUGUGCUGAUGCUCCUGGGACGCUUCCUUGGGAAUGCUGUGCUGGGAUGACACUGUGGGGAGCUGCUGCUCAGGCCACCUCCUGCUCUCUUCUCAAACCAUAAAGGCCAACACAGAGAGUGAAAUUGCAUGGAAAACUGGAGAAGUUUUAA